AUGUACGCCGCCACCCUCCUCACCGCCACCCUCCUCGCCGCCGGCACCAUCGCCGCCCCAUCCCACCAAUCCAACACCCGCCAGGACACCACCCUAAGCGUCCAACUCGACGUCUACACGGGCGACAUCAACAACGCCGGCGUGACCAACCGCAUCACGGUCCCGCUGUACACGCUGUACCAGGACACGACCGACAUGCUGGUGUCCAACAUCAGCAUCGUGGCCGACAGCGGCGCGGGUGGCAUCGACGCCAAGUACGUCGCGUGCCAGAAGUACCGCGACGUCGAGCCCGCGGGGACCGUCACGGGCAGCGCCGAGUUCACCGUCGCCGAGCCCGCCGAGAUCAGCACCAACCACGUCGGGUUCGGGUCGGUUACUUGCUAUGUCAACCGCUAUUCGGGUAACUGA
Molecule: messenger RNA, 408 nt
Organism: Anthostomella pinea
Lineage: Eukaryota; Fungi; Ascomycota; Sordariomycetes; Xylariales; Xylariaceae
Source: the annotation of a GenBank genome assembly